AUGGUUCAGGAACCUAAAGAAGUUCAGAAUUCAACUUUCAAAGUAACAAGUUGUUACAGGAUCACCCAGAGCAAAACGAACGUCUUUGAGAAGUCCAUGAUCCAGUUUGUCGGCAGGCAGCCAGUUCCCGCUAUGCCAAGCAACACAGGUCACAAUCAGCCUCCUCAGCCUGAGGAGGGCAGCGCCCGCCAGAGCCAGCAGGAAGAAAUCCAGACAGUGAUCACGCAACUGAGACAAAUUGGGGACAGAGUCCAUCGCUGGGUGAUUCAAGGGGUUCCCAGGAAGGACUCUGAGUCCUUGAACUCCAAGUACCCCUCCGGGCCCACCUACAAGAAGGUGCUUCGCCGGACAGCCAGUGAUGGGGCCAGAGACUCUGGGAGCCCAUCUCACUUUGCAGAGGCCCAGGGAGCUGUGGCCGCAGCCCUCCCUCUGGGAGAGGGGAGCAAACUUCUUCCCUGUGAGCAGGGGCCCCCAGAAGACACCAAGAAGGAGAAGCCCCCGAAGCAAACCCAGCAGAGCUGGGCCAGUAUGUUGCUGAAUAUUUUUUCCCUGAGGACGGGUCAAGAGGAACCUAGAGAAAAGGCAAGCAGGAAGUCAAAGGGGAAAGGGCAGACCAGCAAGUUCCCAGAGGCAAGGGAGGAGCCAGGCCUCAGGAAGAAAUCCCAGGAGAAGAAGACCGGCCGCAAGAAGCAUGGUCACAGGAAGCCUGGGGCUGAGGAGCCCACAGGGCCCCAGAGCUCAGAGGCAGACGGCCAAGAAGACACACUGCCCAGCUUGGCUGCCUCACAGUCCGAGGAAGCAGGCCCGGGGCUGAUCUGCAGGGAGAGACCAGGUCCUGAAAUUCCCCAGGCCUUGCCCACCCAAGAAGGCCAUGCUGAAUCCUCACAGAGCUCUGUCCAAGCCGCAGGUCCCCCAUUGGAAGAGGACCCCCAGAAGCCUGACCAGGAUGAAGUCAUCUGGAAGAUUGUGGAAUUACUCAAGAAAGCCGGGGACCAUUUGGAGGAAGAGGUGAGGCGCUUGCAUCAGAGAACGCCUGCAGAGCUGCUGCAGCUCCGGCAAGUGCAAGUCCCUCAGCCGGAAGUGGCUCCACAAAAGCCAACGCCGCCCCCCAGGAAGAAAUCCCAGGAGAAGAAGUCCAACCUGAAGAGAGUCUUGUCCCUCAAGAAGCCUGCCUCCGAGGAACCCAAGAGAGGGGGUGCAGCCACUGCCUUUGGCCCAGAAACACGGCCCAAGAGGCCCAGCUACCUACCCGUUUGUAUCAGUGCCCAGCGACCUUCCACCUCCAGCAGCCACGACUCAGAGGAGCCCAGAUUCCAGGAAGUCCUGUCUGUAGACGGUGGAUGCCCACAUUCCUCGGAGCUUCACACCCCAACUGAAUGUCAGGGACCAGCGGAGAGGCCACCGAGGGACAGAGCCUGGGAAUCCCGAGAAUUCAGGCGGAAGAUCCUGGCCCUACUCCGAAGUGCAGAGGAGCAGAAUGGAGAGCAGCAAGCUGAAGUCCAGGAGGCAGAAGAUGCUGGAGAAAACCCCGCCCCCGCCUGCAAGGUGAAGUCACAGGGGAAGAAAUCCAACCUCAGGCGGGCCUUUUCCCUCAGGAAACAUGGCUCCAAGGAUUCCAAGAGAACGGAGGCCGCUUCGGGGACUCCAGGUGCUGCCAGCCCAGAGACCCGGCCACCCAAAAGGCACGGCUUCCUGCCCAUGUGUGUCAGUGGCCACAGAGCUUCCAUCUCCAGCGGCCCAGAAGACCCGGAGUUCCAGAAGUUGGAGGCUGCAGGAGGGGAACCAGCUGGGUCCCCAGAAGUGCCCUUCCAGGCCAGAAGCCACGCACCAGAUGAGCAGCCUCUACCAGAGGGAGCCUGGGAAUCUAAGGAGUCCGUCAUCCACAAGUUGGUGGAAGGUCUCCAGGAGGUGGACAGCGACUUAGGGAGGCAGAUCCGGCAGUAUCCCAGCUUCAAGAAGUUUUUUAAUGGGUUCUCAGAUGCCUCCCUCAGGAAGCUGGUGGCCGCCUUAGACAGACAGAAGGCCCGCCUCUCAGAGGAAGACAGGAGCCCUGUCAACAGACCGCCACUGUGUGCCUUUGGUUCACUUAAGUUUUCUGUCAACCACAGCUGCGCCAUCUGCACCCUCAUGCAGUCCAGUGGCCACUACAAGGGACACAGUUAUGCCCACUUCUUGUCCAGUAAGGCCCAGCAGAACAUCACGAGUCUGGCUGGUCAGAGUCCAGACUGAAGGCUGCAUCUCAUACCCAAGUUCUUUCAGACUAAGAG
Phodopus roborovskii (desert hamster) is the source of this 2267-nucleotide messenger RNA. It is a transcript of the gene Bnip5, whose product is annotated as BCL2 interacting protein 5. The record is from RefSeq and is a predicted model, not a curated record. Bases 1 to 2229 code for a protein of 742 amino acids. NCBI's taxonomy places the organism in Eukaryota, Metazoa, Chordata, Mammalia, Rodentia, Cricetidae. The transcript is spliced from 13 exons.